Molecule: messenger RNA, 2137 nt
Organism: Melopsittacus undulatus (budgerigar)
Lineage: Eukaryota; Metazoa; Chordata; Aves; Psittaciformes; Psittaculidae
Gene: ING1
Product: inhibitor of growth family member 1
Exons: 3
Coding region: 571-1203 (210 amino acids)
Biological process (GO): positive regulation of DNA-templated transcription
Cellular component (GO): nucleus
Source: RefSeq, a predicted model, not a curated record
ACCAGCUGACAGGUUGUGCUUAACUGAUGUGAGUAGCAUAGGCUGCAGCUCUAAAAGCUAAAUAAAACUUGGCAUGAACUUUCCAUGUCUUCACUAGAAAUUAGGAGCACGGGUGUUCAGAAAAUCUGCUCAGGCAAGAUAAAACCUAAAUCACAGGAAGACCAUUAGUUGCAUAUGUAUCACAUUCUCUUAGAAGAAAAUAUUUUUAAAAGUUGUGGUAAUGCCAUUUGCAUGUGUAAGAGAUCUUUGCUUCUGCAAAGAGAAUUGAGGUUAGAUUUUAUAUGUUGAUGUAUUUUGCUUCUCUAGGGCAGAAUCUUCUAACCUGUGAGAAACGGAAAAAAAUCAAAGAAAAGAGAUGCAGGAAAAACAUCCUACACGAUUUUAAGGACUUAAUAUGGAGAUGCUGAGUGUCCUGACCGACCAGACAAACGUAACCCACUGGAGUCAUCAGCCACUUGUCAGAUAUCAGCUUCAGGGAAUUUUUGUGCAUUACAAAAAGAGAUUCUGAAGGACCUGGAUGAUUACUAUGAAAAAUUUAAACGAGAGACAGAUGCCGUGCAGAAGAGGAGAAUGUUGCACUGCAUCCAGAGAGCCUUGAUUCGGAGUCAGGAACUGGGGGAUGAGAAGAUCCAAAUCGUCAGUCAGAUGGUGGAGCUCGUUGAGAACAGAACAAGGCAAGUGGACAGCCACGUGGAACUGUUUGAGACUUGUCAAGAGACUAAUGACACCACUGGAAACAGCGGGAAAGCCAGCCAAGAUAAGUCAAAGAACGAGACAAUCACGCAGGCUGAAAAGCCCAACAACAAGAGGUCGAGGAGGCAAAGGAACAACGAGAAUCGAGAAAAUGCCUCAAAUAAUCAUGAUCAUGAUGACAUCACUUCAGGAACUCCUAAGGAGAAGAAAGCAAAGACGUCCAAGAAGAAGAAACGAUCUAAGGCAAAAGCAGAGAGGGAAGCUUCUCCCCCUGACCUUCCUAUUGACCCUAACGAGCCAACAUAUUGCUUGUGCAACCAAGUCUCCUAUGGAGAAAUGAUAGGAUGCGAUAAUGAUGAGUGCCCCAUUGAGUGGUUUCACUUUUCCUGUGUGGGACUCAACCACAAACCAAAGGGCAAAUGGUACUGCCCCAAAUGUAGAGGAGAAAACGAGAAAACUAUGGACAAGGCAUUGGAGAAGUCUAAAAAAGAAAGGGCCUACAACAGGUAGUUUGUAGACUUUUCAACACGAAUAAACAACAGAACCACCAAACCAGUGUAUUUAUUGUCAGUGUCACCUUUGUUGAGGUGAAAGGAUUGUAAAAUGUAUAUUUUUAAAGGAGGUUUAAAACUGAACCAUUCCUGUUACAGGGACGGCAAUAAGCAAUUUUGGUUUUCAUUUGGUAAACUGUAACAAGAAUGUGGUCUGUGGACCAAUGUAUUCCAAAAGUAAAGUUAUAAGAGUUUAAACUGAGUAUGUGGAUGGGUCUUAAAAGAUAAAUUAAUACUCUUUUUGUUUCUCUUUUCUUUCAGUGCUGGCAGCACUCUACCCAUUAAAAUUUUGAUGACAAAUAACUCUGCAAUGUAAUUUUGUUUUCUUUGAUGAAAAAUAUUAUUUACCUUUUGGCCAAAAUUGUUAAACGGUUUAGCAAUCUGGUUGUGUCUGAAUAAAGCUGCAAUACAUUAAAAAUAUAACUUCUUUCAAUGAUAAGCAGUGCGAGAGCAAAUAGAAGGAGGGUAAAAUUUGGUUCCUGCUACAAAGUGUCAGAAUAACAGUUCAAUAGCAAGAGUUUAAAUAGGCUUAGAGGAUUAUUUUUAAAAAAGAAAUACAAGUUAAUGGUUAAAUUUUAAACAACAAAUAUUUUAUAUGCUGGCCAAAUACCACAAGGGCCAUUUUAAAAUUAUUGAAUAUGUUUUAUAUUUAACCAGGAAGUGGUUUAGUAAUGAGACUUCACAUAAAUGAAGCUUUAUACUGUCACAGAUAGUAGUGUAGCAAUCCUUAAUUUGUUUAAGUUGUAUAAAUGUACAUUUUAAAGUGGAGUUGCACUUACUGUAUUAUACUUGGAAAUGCAGCCAAAUGCCAUUGUGUAACCAAUGCGCAUUUCCUGCUGUAUGUAUGAAAAUUGUACAGCUGUGAUAUUAAGAAAUAAAUGAAACAACUUUGA